Messenger RNA from Fraxinus pennsylvanica, 828 nucleotides. NCBI's taxonomy places the organism in Eukaryota, Viridiplantae, Streptophyta, Magnoliopsida, Lamiales, Oleaceae. The record is from the annotation of a GenBank genome assembly.
AUGGAAUCAGUUCUUCCUCUUGUCACGCUACUUCGGAAUGAGACUGGUCAUUCCAUUGAUUUUUCAAUUGAAGAAAGCAGUUGCCCGAUUCCUAGCAUGGGGCCCGGCGGACGGCGGCGGGUUAAUUUGUCUCAAAUCGUCAACAUUUGUCGCCGUCGCCAAUCGACAAGCUGGCUGAUUAAGGUUCUGAUCAACCAGAAGUUGACAGGGAUGACACUGGAACCUGGAAACUUCUUCAAGCAUGUGCAGAUUUUGUUCAAAUUUCGGAUAAAUGAAAAAGGAAAGCUUAUACUCAUCGCUGAAGGAAUCAAGGAAAAGAAUAUUGACAGAAUUCUCCGUCUCAGUAGUAUUGGAUUUUUGUUGGGAAGGAAUAUCAUUUGGAGUAGAAGAAAAUAUGUGCUAAUUGCAUAUGCACCUGUGGAAUCUCCAAUGAAUAUGCAGCAAAUGAGGGAGGAAAAUGGUUUGCGCCUGGAUAACGAUAGAGAUGCUUUUAUUCAGAGCAACAAAGUGGUGUCACCAGAGAGGAAGACAACCGCCACUUAUACACCAUUGGAUAGAUCCAAACACGAUACAUUCGAGACCAAAAUGUUAAAUUCAAGUCAAAUGGAACCCCUCGAGAGAGAGGGAAAUGGUCCAGAUUUUCACCACCACCACCAUCACUACCAGCAGCAGUUUACAGAGCACAUGGAAUAUGAGAAUGAUCAUCUGCCUCACUCAUCCCACAUUCCAAACAAGGACACCACCGACCACAUCUUUCUAAUCGUGUUUGCUAUACUACUUGUCGGUUUUGUUCAUAUCCUGCUACUGGGAUUCAAAUUUACUCAUUAA